ACUGUUCGCGAACCUGACGCUAGCCUGACCAAAUUAGAAUUAGUUAAGCUCUGUUACAAAUUCUGCGCGCACUUCCGCCGCGAACAAGCGAACAAGCUCCAGGAAAGUCGCGUCUUUCGAGUAAUUGAGUAUGUCGGACACGUGCGAGAUGAUUCGUUUGCACUCAUUGAGGGACGAGACAAAAACAAAGACAGAACUCGUCUCGUCGAAGUUUCGUGGAUCCGAGCAACAAAAUUCUGCCCCAUACGUGUCGAAAAAUGCUGCGGUAUUUUAGACAAACCAAGUAAUUCUGAAAGGCUCGUUAAGCACGACAAGCAACAGAAAAAAAUCUCGUUAUUCGUUUCGACAUAGAAAACUUGAUUCUUGAUCUUCCUUUUCAGCAGUUUUUCAAGAUUUAUUGCGCGUCUUCAACUUCCUAUCGGAAACUGAAACCUCAUUGAUCAAUUAUAUUUGAAUGCAGAGUCGGAGGUUCGAAGCUAGGAAAUUCGACGAAUGAAAUUCGAAAUCUUCGUGUUAUUGAUUGAUUUACGUGCAUUAAUUAUAAAAAUAUAUAUAUAUAUAUAUAUAUAUUUUUUUUCUACGAAUCUCAUUCUGAUGUCAAGAUAUUUAUCAGAAGAUGAAUGAAAGACAAAAUAAUUUAUCAACAACGCGUCAAUUAAUUGAUGAAUGAUCGUGCAACAAAAUUUAAAGAGACAGUACAGAGAUUAUAAAUGCACAACUUCCAAUGAAUAAAAUAUAUUAUAUUUAUCAAUAUUUCUUCAAAUUUAAUUUAGAUUCGAUUGCA
Messenger RNA from Heterotrigona itama, 784 nucleotides. Lineage: Eukaryota; Metazoa; Arthropoda; Insecta; Hymenoptera; Apidae. The record is from the annotation of a GenBank genome assembly.